This is a messenger RNA of Caenorhabditis remanei, 546 nucleotides long. RefSeq lists its product as uncharacterized. NCBI's taxonomy places the organism in Eukaryota, Metazoa, Nematoda, Chromadorea, Rhabditida, Rhabditidae. Gene Ontology annotation, cellular component: cytosol; TRAPP complex; cis-Golgi network membrane. Gene Ontology annotation, biological process: intra-Golgi vesicle-mediated transport; endoplasmic reticulum to Golgi vesicle-mediated transport. The record is from RefSeq and is a predicted model, not a curated record. The transcript is spliced from 3 exons. Bases 1 to 546 code for a protein of 181 amino acids.
AUGUCAAAAGCGAUAAAGCAGAAUUUGGCCGACUCGAAAAAGAUGAGUGCGGAGUUAUUCUGUCUUACUUAUGGAGCAAUGGUCACAGAAAUGUUGAAGGAUUAUGAAGAUCCAAAAGAUGUGACAAUUCAGUUGGACAAGAUGGGAUUUAAUAUGGGAACACGCCUCGCUGAUGACUUCCUCGCCAAAAAUGCUAAUGUUCCUCGUUGUGUAGACACCCGACAAAUUGCUGAUGUUUUAUGUCGUAAUGCUAUUCCGUGCUAUCUCGGUGUGUCAGCUACUGCCUCCUCGUGGACCAGCGGUGAUCGUGAGUUCACUAUAACUCUCGAAUCGAAUCCACUAACUGAGCUUGUGCAGGUUCCAACCAACUUGGUGUCAGCUGGUCUCUCUUAUUCUCAACUGAUUGCUGGUGCUAUCCGUGGUGCACUCGAAGCGGUACACUUCAAAGUUUAUGCAUCGGCAACUGACUCUGGUGCUAAUACGGAGAUCAGAAUCCGUUUCGAUCAAGUGCUGAAGGACAGCUUACCAGCCGGUGAAGAUGAUUAA